UGGGUCGGCAACAAUUUCAAACAAGACGUUAAAGGCGACCGUGCCUAACAGCGACUGUCCAGCAGCCAAAAGAAUCCUGCCAGGACUCCAGCCUCCAAAGCCGGUUCAUUCACAACAAAAAAUCCUAAACAAGUUUAAAAAGUGCGCGUAUCCUUGCAAAGUUAAAAAAUAAAAUAAAAGUAAAGAUGCCUUUUGCCCACGAACAAAUUAACUUGGUUGCCAGCGAGCAGCUGAGCAAAACCGAGACCAUCAAGCUGCGCAACCAGCACAUCGGGCAAGCCUGCCAGCUCUUCUAUCGCUCCGAUCCCCUGAAAAUUGUACGCGGCCAAGGUCAAUAUAUGUUCGAUGAGGAAGGCACCCGGUACUUGGAUUGUAUCAAUAACGUGGCACAUGUGGGUCACUGUCAUCCCGAAGUGGUGCGAGCUGGAGCCUUGCAGAUGGCCACCAUUUCGACGAAUAACCGCUUUCUUCAUGAUGAACUUGUGCAGUGUGCUCGUACACUGACCAGCAAAAUGCCGGAACCAUUGUCCGUGUGCUUCUUCGUCAAUUCCGGAUCAGAGGCCAAUGAUUUGGCUCUUCGACUGGCCCGUAACUUCACCAAGCGACAGGAUGUUAUUACUCUUGACCAUGCCUACCACGGUCACUUGCAAUCGGUGAUGGAGAUUUCUCCCUACAAGUUCAACCAACCUGGUGGCGAAGCCAAGCCCGACUACGUCCACGUGGCUCCCUGCCCGGAUAUCUACGGCGGAAAGUUCACGGAUAAGAUGUAUCCAAAUGCAGAUAUGGCUGCUAUAUAUGCCCAACCCAUCGAGGAGAUCUGCCAGAAGCAAUUGGCCAAGGGAGAGGGCGUGGCCGCCUUCAUUGCCGAGAGUUUGCAGAGUUGUGGUGGCCAGAUUUUGCCACCAGCUGGAUAUUUCCAGGCCGUCUACGAUGCAGUUCGUUCCGCCGGAGGAGUUUGCAUUGCGGAUGAAGUGCAAGUGGGAUUCGGACGAGUGGGUAGCCACUAUUGGGCCUUCGAGACCCAGAACGUUGUGCCCGAUAUUGUGUGUGUGGCCAAGCCGAUGGGCAAUGGACAUCCAGUGGGUGCGGUAGUCACCACUCCUGAAAUCGCUCAGGCUUUCCAUGCCACCGGAGUGGCCUACUUUAAUACUUAUGGUGGUAACCCAGUGUCCUGUGCGAUUGCCAAUGCUGUGAUGCGUGUGAUCGAUCAGGAGGGUCUGCAGCAAAAGGCUCUGGUUUUGGGAGACUAUCUCCUUGAUGAAUGCAAUCGAUUGAAGCAGGACUUCGAGUGCAUUGGCGAUGUCCGCGGCGCAGGACUCUUCGUGGGCAUUGAACUGGUUGAGGAUCGAGAGGAACGCAUUCCGGAUAAGAAGGCCGCCCACUGGGUGGUCAACAGGAUGAAGCAGUUGCACAAAGUGCUGGUCUCCUCCGAUGGACCCAAUGACAAUGUGAUCAAGCUAAAGCCUCCCAUGUGCUUCAAUCGCGAGAAUGCCGAUGAGUUCCUGUUGGCCUUCAGGGAAUGCCUGACCGCCGUGAUGCAGGAUCGAUUGGCCAGUGCCACAUCUGCCGCAAUGGCAGCCACCAGUGGGGUUAUUGCCACCGCCGCCGAAACACUGGCCAACAAAACGAAGCUCUUCGAGCGACAGGAUCGCCUUAUUAAGUCCGUCUGAGGAAGUGGCUGCUGGUUGGCCAAUGCCACCAACUCCAUCAAUGCCUCUCCGCCCGGGCACAAAAUAGCUUUAGCCACCAAGGAUAUUUAAGUUAUUCCACUCUCCCCAAAACUUGAUUUUGAUUAGAUUUAGUGCCAUUUACCCGUUAACUCCUAUUAUGUUCGUCAAUUAUCUUCUAGUAUCUAGAAACGUAGGGAGCCCAAAACGAAUUUCUUCCAUUGUUACAUGUAUACGUCAAGUUUUGAUUACAUUAAGUAUAAAUAUGUUAAAAGUGUUAUUGAAAAGUAUAAAUAUACUUUUUUUUUGUAUAUCAUA
Molecule: messenger RNA, 1985 nt
Organism: Drosophila ficusphila
Lineage: Eukaryota; Metazoa; Arthropoda; Insecta; Diptera; Drosophilidae
Product: alanine--glyoxylate aminotransferase 2-like
Exons: 4
Coding region: 186-1670 (494 amino acids)
Cellular component (GO): mitochondrion
Molecular function (GO): transaminase activity; pyridoxal phosphate binding
Source: RefSeq, a predicted model, not a curated record